UUCUGAGGACUAGAGAGUGAAGCCUCGCAGUCCCUCCUCCUAAACCUUGUCUCUUCCUCACGUUUAAUUUUAAUUUUUUAUUUUUAUUUUUGGAAAGUCGAGAAAAGGGCAGAGUGGAAGGCAAACAGCAGAACGAACAAUGCUUUGCAUAAUGUUUCUACUCCUCCUCGUUGUUCCUCAGGUGUUGUUCUCCACGACACACGUCGCAGUGAUCUCCCCUCAGGAUCCAGUCCUGCGUAUCGGCUCCAGUCUGACAGCCACGUGCACGCUGAGCCCUGAGCUCGGCCUCCACGCCGGCACAUUGUACUGGACGCUGAACGGGAUGCGUCUGUCCAGCAGCACCUACAGCUUGGUGUCCUCCGACAUCCUGAGCGUCACUCUUCACAACCUGAACGGCUCCCAGCAGCAGUCUGGAGACAACCUGGUGUGUCACGGAGCAGAUGGACACGUCCUGGCCGGUUCUUGUCUCUAUGUGGGCAUGCCUCCAGAAAAACCGGUCAAUUUAACAUGUUGGUCCCGCAACACAAAGGACUUGAGCUGCAGGUGGAGUCCAGGGGGGGCGGGUGAAACCCACAUCCGAACCAAAUACACCCUCAAGUACAAAUUGAGGUGGUACGGGAGAGAGAAGGAGUGUGAAAAUUACAGCUCCGGGAAGCAGCGUUACUCCUGCUACAUCCCCCGCAACCUCGCCCUCUUCACCCCGUAUGAGAUCUGGGUGGAGGCGACCAAUCAGCUGGGCUCUGCCACCUCUGACAUCACCACCCUGGAUAUCCUGGAUGUAGUGACCACAGACCCUCCUGCCAACGUGCAGGUGAGCCGAGUGGGCGACCUCGACGACCAGCUGACGGUCCGCUGGGCCAGCCCCCCCGAGCUCAAGGACAUCCUUUUUCAGGCCAAAUAUCAGAUCCGCUACAGGCUGGAGGACAGCGCUGAAUGGAAGGUGGUGGAUGAUGUUGGUAACCAGACAUCGUGUCGGCUGGCUGGCCUUCGGCCCGGGACUGUCUAUUUUGUCCAAGUGAGGUGCAACCCAGUGGGCAUCUAUGGCUCCAGGAAGGCUGGCAUCUGGAGUGACUGGAGCCACCCGACCGCCGCCUCCACUCCCAGCAGUGAGCGUCUGCAGAGUGGCUCGUGUGAUCCUAAGCCCGGGGAGCAGAAUUCCACCCUGCGGCGCGAACUCAAGCAGUUCUUCGGCUGGGUCCGCAAGCACGCGUACGGCUGCAGCGGCAUGUCGAUCAAACUGUACGAUCAGUGGCGGGUGUGGCUGCAGAAAUCGCACAAAACGCGCAACCAGGUAGGUAAGCACAAUCUCUCUUUUCAUUGGCACUGCUGAGUUGCUCUCACAAACACACACACACACACAGACUCAUUAACAGCCACUGCUGCACUGAUGUCCUCAACUGAAUUUCUGACCCGGGCCU
Molecule: messenger RNA, 1418 nt
Organism: Toxotes jaculatrix (banded archerfish)
Lineage: Eukaryota; Metazoa; Chordata; Actinopteri; Toxotidae
Gene: crlf1b
Product: cytokine receptor-like factor 1b
Exons: 7
Coding region: 140-1330 (396 amino acids)
Biological process (GO): cytokine-mediated signaling pathway
Cellular component (GO): external side of plasma membrane
Molecular function (GO): protein binding; cytokine receptor activity
Source: RefSeq, a predicted model, not a curated record